This is a messenger RNA of Centrocercus urophasianus (Greater sage-grouse), 2032 nucleotides long. RefSeq names its product fucosyltransferase 11 (gene POFUT4). Gene Ontology annotation, cellular component: Golgi membrane. The transcript is spliced from 3 exons. Gene Ontology annotation, molecular function: alpha-(1->3)-fucosyltransferase activity. Bases 1 to 1518 code for a protein of 505 amino acids. The record is from RefSeq and is a predicted model, not a curated record. Lineage: Eukaryota; Metazoa; Chordata; Aves; Galliformes; Phasianidae.
AUGGGAGGCGGAGGGCCGGGCCGCCCGACGCGGCGGGGACCCGCUUGCCUCUGGGUGACGCUGGCGCUGGCGUGGGGCGCGGGGAGCCGGGCCGCCGCGGGGGAGGGGGAAGGAGACGGAGAGCCCGGGCCGGGGGACGCGGGGACGCCGUGCGGGGCGGAGGGCUGGGCGCAGACCGCCGUCCCGCCGGUUCCGGCCUUCGCGGCCGCGGCGUCGUACCGCGGGCCGGGCAACGACGACGCGCGGGGCGACGAGGCGCUGCCCAUCCUGCUGUGGUGGAGCGGCAGCCUCUUUCCGCACUUCCCCGGCGACACGGAGCGCAUUGACUGCCCGCGGGGCUCCUGCCUCGUCACGCGCAGCCGGCGGGCGGCGCGGCACCGCCGCACCAAGGCGCUCAUCUUCUACGGCACCGACUUCCGCGCCUACGAGGCGCCGCUGCCCCGCCUGCCCCACCAGACGUGGGCGCUCUUCCACGAGGAGUCGCCCAUGAACAACUUCCUCCUCUCGCACCCGCCCGGCAUCCGCCUCUUCAACUACACGGCCACCUUCCGCCGCGAGUCGGACUACCCGCUGACUCUGCAGUGGCUGCCCGGCGCGGGUUACCUGCGGGGCCCGGCGCUGCCCCUGGCCGAGAAGGACGAGUGGCGGCGGCGGGGCUACGGGCCGGUGCUCUACGUGCAGUCCCACUGCGACGUGCCCUCGGACCGGGACCGCUACGUGCGGGAGCUCAUGAAGUACAUCCAGGUUGACUCCUAUGGAAAAUGCCUUCAUAACCGGGAGCUUCCCAGCGAGCGACUGAGAGACACUUCAACAGCCACUGCAGAAGAUCCCGAAUUCAUGGCUUUUAUCGCCAGGUACAAGUUCCACCUGGCCUUGGAGAAUGCCAUAUGUAACGACUACAUGACAGAGAAGCUGUGGCGUCCAAUGCAUUUGGGUGCUGUCCCAGUGUACCGAGGCUCCCCAGCCGUGCGGGACUGGAUGCCAAACAACCUCUCCAUCAUUCUUAUCGAUGACUUUGAGAGCCCCCAAGAGCUGGCAAAGUAUCUUGAUUUCCUUGACAAGAAUGGAGAGGAAUACAUGAAGUACCUAGAGUAUAAAAACCUUGAUGGCAUCAAAAACCAGUUCUUGCUAGAGAACUUGGAGAGGCGGGAGUGGGGUGUGAAUGACAUGACUUUGCCCAAUUACCUGAAUGGCUUUGAGUGCUUCGUCUGUGACAGGGAGAACGCCCGGGUCAGAGCGGAGCAGGAGCACAAAAAGUCUGGUGGGAAAACUCCAGCUCCUGCACCUCACAUAGCUCAUUUCCAGCACAUGGGAUGCCCUAUGCCAACCCCUGGGUUUGGAAGUAUUGAAGACCUCCCUGGGGAAGACAGUUGGAAAGAGAUGUGGCUUCAGGACUAUUGGCAAAGCCUUGAUCAGGGUGAGGCCCUCACUGCUAUGAUUCAUCACAAUGAGUCACAUCAGGGAAGAUUUUGGGAUUAUAUGCAAGAGAUUUUUCUCAAGAGGACCAGGCAACACUGAUCCAUCCCUUGGUUUGAAAAUUGCAUUGAAAGUUGUGACUGAGAAUUCUUACUUCUCUCCAGAUAUUUGCCUUCAAAUAGAAGAAACUCUUGCAGACUGUUUUUCUGGUGCAUGAAGUGAGUGAUCCUCUGCUGUGAUUUCAGCUGUGGAGAUGUUAGCAACUGAAUCUUGUAUCUGAAUUUCAGCUCUGUGGUGUGAAGCUCCUCCUGACAUGCAGGAGGAGCAGAAGAGGAAUUUUGCAUUUGGUAUUGCUUCCCUGUGGCUUCCUUGAUUUCAAAGGAAUGUAUUUCAGACUCUGCUCAAAUGCCCUAAGUUAUUUCAGGAACUUUUUUUUAUAUUCAUAACACUUGUUUUUUUUUAUAUUUUACCACAUGCUCUCCUCAUUAAGUUAUACUUUUACCUAAUAUUAACAAAUAGCUUUUCCAGUGAAUAUAUUCUGAAGAAGACUUAUGUCUGUGGAGAGCAGUUGUGCCUUAUGAAAUUGCAGCAAUAAAGUCUCUUCUCUCCAAGUAAA